CACUGACGUUUUUCGCACCAUUUGCUCCAUACGGUUGGUGAAUAUUUUUUAUUAUUCACAUUGUUUUUUCUGCAAAACCCCUCCGAUUUUGCUUUCUAAAAAAUGGUGUCUUGGAGCAGCUUCUCUCGUCCAUUGACGGCGUUAUCACAAUAUCGCAACAUUUUACAGUCACCAGUUUGCCGAAAUGCCGUGCAGAUGCAAAUGCGGAAAGCCGGACAUGAUCACCAUCAGUUUACAAUUCAGCCUUCUCGAUUCCAGUGGAACAAGUUUAAAGAUUUGUUACACUUCUACGUUAUGAUUGGUCUUAUUCCUAUCACAGGAAUUGUUUUGUACACUAACAUUUUCAUUGGACCAGCUCAGUUGACCGAGAUUCCUGAAGGUUACGAACCCAAACAUUGGGAAUAUCACAAGCACCCAAUUUCCCGCUUCAUUUCUCGAUAUAUCUAUCCUUCACCACAGCAAGAAUACGAAAAAUCUUUGCACCAUAUUUUCGAGGAAAAUGAGAAAGCUUUGAUAAGACAACUUGAGAAAGAUGUCAAUGAAAAAAUGGCUGAGCGCAACGAUUACAAAGCCUAUUACUACAGACCAGCCAUCGCCAAAUAUCAUAGAAUUUCUAAAGAGGCUGCUGAUCAUUUGGAAUCAAUUAGAGGCAAUUAAGUUUUAUUUGUGAAAAACAAUGCUUAAAGUUGAGUAGAUGACUACAUAAGUAAUGUUUAGAACAUUGUUUUGAUCACAUUUGUAGUUAAAAUAAAAGCUUUAUGUUAUUCUAAA
Zeugodacus cucurbitae (melon fly) is the source of this 771-nucleotide messenger RNA. It is a transcript of the gene ND-SGDH, whose product is annotated as NADH dehydrogenase [ubiquinone] 1 beta subcomplex subunit 5, mitochondrial. NCBI's taxonomy places the organism in Eukaryota, Metazoa, Arthropoda, Insecta, Diptera, Tephritidae. The transcript has 4 exons. Bases 103 to 657 code for a protein of 184 amino acids. The record is from RefSeq and is a predicted model, not a curated record.